Panthera uncia (snow leopard) is the source of this 6724-nucleotide messenger RNA. RefSeq names its product FYVE, RhoGEF and PH domain containing 4 (gene FGD4). The record is from RefSeq and is a predicted model, not a curated record. Bases 3585 to 5183 code for a protein of 532 amino acids. Gene Ontology annotation, cellular component: cytoplasm. The transcript has 16 exons. Gene Ontology annotation, biological process: cytoskeleton organization; filopodium assembly. Lineage: Eukaryota; Metazoa; Chordata; Mammalia; Carnivora; Felidae. Gene Ontology annotation, molecular function: guanyl-nucleotide exchange factor activity; metal ion binding.
UUAUAACCUUUGAACAUACUCAAAUAAAAAUUAAGAAGACAGGGGCACUUGGGUGGCUUAGUUGGUUGAGCAUCCAACCCAACUCUUGAUUUCUGCUCAGGUCAUGAUCCCAAGGUUGUGGGAUCGAGCCCCAAGUUGAACUCCAUGCUGAGCGUGGAGCCUGCUUAAGAUUCUCUCUCUCUCCCCCCCCCCUGUCUCUGUCUCUCUCUCUCUGUUUCUCCCUUUCUCCAUCUGCCCCUCACACAAGAAAUUAAGAUAAUCAUCUCUUAAGGAAAAGAAUGACAGAGAAUCAAAUUCAGAAGUAUUGCAAGUAGAAUGUCAAUGCUGUAAUCCAAGUUAAGUCACUUUUCCUUUUUCUCCUUUAAUUUCACUUAAUUGUAACUCUUAACUCUGUUGAUUUUGCAGGAUGUAAUGUGAGGUAUCAGAGUUUUCUGGCAGUUAAAACAUAAUGUUUACCUUGGCUGUCACUUUCUUGUGGUGGGCUAUAAGUCCUUUUUCUGUAAGGCUUUGAAUUUCUUUUUUUUUUUCACUUUUUAAAAAAGUAAAGGUUGGGGGCAACAACUGUUGAGAUCAUCUUAGACCUGAAGACAAAUAGUAAGUUACUCUUAGCUAUUUCUUCCCUUGCCAGCUCAGCUUUCAUUCCAAGAAUAUGAAAGACAGCAGAAGCAAAGGAAUUAUCCAGCUUCACUAAUCAGUCUUUGUUGUUGCUAGUAUUACAGUGAAAGUUCUCACUGAAGUUGUUGGAGUUUUAAAACAAUGUGUAGAAUAACAGAAAAGGUGUCCCACUAACCAUAUGGAUAGUCCAUAUGAGGAUCGCUUUUCUUAUUCACUUAGAACUGAAUGGUGAAUUUGGAAAGUUCUUUAUUUUGUGGCGACUCCAUUUAGCCUAUUGGAAAGGUAUAAGAAAGCGAGGUGAGAAAAAAUGAACCUCAGAGAGCCUGUAUCUGAAAAAAACACCUGUUCCAUUUGCAAACUCAUUGUGCCAGGCUUACUGUCCUAAGUGCCAGAAACACCUAGGAUGUGAAGAGUACACGUCCUGCCUUCAAAGCCUUGGUCUACCCAGGGGAGAGAGAUAAGAGAAAAAUCACCAUGAUAUGGUGCAAUAAACACAUACUUCAAAAACACAGACGAGGAAUGACCUGAGCCUGGGGAAGGGCUGAUUGAGGGGCAGGCUCCUGAGAAGCAGUUGAAUUUAGCUUGAAGAAAAGUAGGAGAGGUUGCUGGUUGGUUCAGAAUAGAUGGGAAUGGGGUUAGGCAGGGAGGAGUGGCUCUAUCUAGGCAGAGGCAGAGUAUAGGAAACAAGCAGUGGCAAGUGGAUAGAUGUCAUAUUUGUGGGUACUCCUGGCCUCAUAAUACGAGGCCAGAGGGCCAAAGAAUUGAGUGUGAGAAUAGGAUAGGCUUAAAAAGAAAACAUAAGCUAGGGACAAAUUGCAGGCGGUUUGUAUGCCUAACCUGUAUCUUUUCUCCCCUGAAAACAAUGAACAAUCCUCAUAGAUAAUAAAGAAAAUGCAGCAAAGCAUACAGAAUACAAAUCACUCAUAGUUCUACUACCCAGAGAGAGCUGCUUUGAUAUUUAACAUUCCAACUUAUUUUUUUCUGAGCUCAUUUUUAAGGGAAAACAAUUUCAGUAGCCUAAUGUAUGGUCAUUCUGCAUCCUGUUUUGUAGGAUUAAACAUAGGUGCUUUCCUGUGUUAUUUCAAAUUUUCCAUAAGCCAAAUACUGUGUGGCCUCAGAGGCAUUUAAUUAAAGCAUGGAAGUGACAUGAUUAUACAUCUGUGGGUUUUAGAAAAAAUGAGUCAGAUAAAAGGAAAACAGAUGGAGCAGAGUUUGCAAGCAACUACAAUAAUCCAGGUGUGAGAGGAUGAGGUCCUGGACAGAUGCAGCAGAAGGUUAGGACAAGGAAGAGAGGUUUCUAAGGACCUUCUGAUGGAGGUAGGGAAUGAGUCAUGUUCAACUCCUAGCUUGGGUGAAGUGGCCGUUGGUGUAUCACCUACUGAACUACAAGAGAAUAGAAGGAGUGGCAUAUUUGGAGGAAAAAAAAAUAGGUUUAGACAUACGGAAGUUGAAAGAUGUGUGGAUUGUCCUCAUGAAGAUGUCUAAGACAAAAAUGGAAUACUCUGGAGGCGCCUGGGUGGCUCAGCUGGUUAAGAGUCUGACUUUGGCUCAGGUCAUGAUCUCAUGGUUCAUAAGUUUGAGCCCCCCUUGUUUGGAAUUUGCGCUCUCUCUCCCUCUCUCUCUGCUCCUCCCCCAGUCAAAUAAAACUCAAAAAAUGAAUACUCUGGAGGUUUUAUGGUGUAUUGAUUAAGGAUAAAGACAUUAGAAUUAAAAGAGAUGACUUCAAACCCAAUCUUCGUCACAUACCAGCUAGGUGACCUCAGACAUGGUAUUUUAACAUAAUUUGCUAGGCCUUGGUUUCCUAACAUGUUAAUAAUUGAGGUGGAAGACAGGAAGGAAAGCAAUUGUGUUUGGAAUGAUGGGAAGGAGUAGACUUGCUAAUUAGGUUAGUUUUGUACUACUGAGUUUAUGACACCUGCAGGACAUCCAUUUGCAGCUAUUAAUUAGCAAGUGGAAAUGUGGGUCUGGAGCUCAGGAAAGAGGGUAAGAAUGUAAGAGGAUGUACAUAAGGGUGUGAUUAAUACUGCCAAAAUAGAAUGUGCAGGAACAGGAAGAAGGGCAAAGACUGAGCCCUGGAGAGCACAAACAGAAUCAAAAGGGGAACAUAGCUGUGUGAGAGGAAAAAGAAAAGAGAGCAAUGUUAUGAGAAUCACAGGGUUUGGGGGAGGGGGACAUAGGAUUAUUGGUGAGCUUAUGAGGAUUGGACAUCAUAGCUAACUAGCUCAGAGAACCUGGGUAAUCAAAUUAAACAGACUACGUUUAUAUUGCACAUACACUAUGUGCAAGGCACUGCAGAAAAUAAAAGAGGAAACAGCUGCAACAGAGGAUUGAGAUAAAUGAUCAUUACAUAAGAUAUCUUGAGGUAAGGGAAAAAGGGAACUCAAAGAUUAAAUCAAGAUUCAGAGCAAGGCUAAGAGGAUGAAUUCCCCGUUAGCAUAAAUUGAGAAGUCAGGGAGUCUGGAACUCAGUGAGAGAGGUACAGCCUCAAGGGGUGGGGCUUGGAGCUUGAGGACAGUGGAGAAAGCUCUUGUGGUGACUUGUGACUAAGAUUCUGAGGGCCAAGGUCAAGGGUAGUGGGCACAAUCAGCAGUCUCCCCAGCGUUGCUGAGUGACAUGGAACUCAACAAAGAGAAGAUGGAACUGACAGUGGGAGUGAGCCAUGGUCUGCGAGUCAGCAGUGCUAAGAGAACAAGAAGUUUCAAUAGUUCAGAUGUACUCUAUUGCAUCGUUAUUUGAGGCAAUAUUCUGAGAAUCAGCUUUCAACAUAGGAACAUAGUGUCAUUUACAAGUGAAAAAAAUCUUUAUAUUAUAGAGGAACAUCAAAGGAAACUAAUGAACAAAAACUUCACAAAAUAGCCAACGAACUUUUGCUUACAGAAAGAGCUUAUGUCAACCGACUUGACCUCUUAGAUAAGGUAUUUUACUGCAAAUUAUUGGAAGAAGCAAAUCGAGGCUCAUUUUCAGCAGAGAUGGUGAAUAAAAUCUUUUCUAAUAUUUCAUCAAUAAAUGUCUUCCAUAGUAAAUUCCUAUUGCCAGAGCUGGAAAAACGAAUGCAAGAAUGGGAAACUACCCCUAGAAUUGGUGACAUCCUUCAGAAAUUGGCACCAUUCCUUAAGAUGUAUGGAGAAUAUGUGAAAGGAUUUGAUAAUGCAAUGGAAUUGGUUAAAAACAUGACAGAGCGUAUCCCCCAGUUCAAAUCAGUAGUUGAAGAAAUUCAGAGACAGAAGGUGUGCGGGAGCUUGACUUUGCAGCACCACAUGCUAGAACCUGUUCAACGGAUCCCCCGGUAUGAGAUGCUCCUCAAGGACUACCUAAGGAAGUUGCCCCCUGACUCUCCAGACUGGAACGAUGCUAAAAAAUCACUUGAGAUUAUAUCUACGGCAGCAAGCCAUUCUAAUAGUGCAAUAAGAAAAAUGGAGAAUCUAAAGAAACUCUUAGAGAUUUAUGAAAUGUUGGGAGAGGAAGAAGACAUUGUCAAUCCUUCAAACGAACUCAUAAAAGAAGGACAGAUCCUGAAACUCGCUGCUCGGAACACAUCAGCACAAGAACGCUACCUUUUCUUAUUCAACAACAUGUUGCUGUAUUGUGUACCAAGAUUCAGCUUGGUGGGCUCUAAAUUCACAGUUCGAACCAGGGUUGGCAUCGAUGGAAUGAAAAUUGUAGAGACCCACAAUGAAGAGUAUCCACACACUUUCCAGGUAUCUGGAAAAGAGAGAACACUGGAGCUACAAGCCAGUUCUGAGCAAGACAAAGAAGAAUGGAUCAAGGCUCUUCAGGAGACCAUUGAUGCUUUCCAUCAGAGGCAUGAAACCUUCAGAAAUGCAAUUGCAAAGGAUAAUGACAUGCACUCAGAGGUUUCUACUGCUGAGCUAGGGAAAAGAGCUCCAAGAUGGAUCCGAGAUAAUGAAGUAACGAUGUGUAUGAAAUGCAAGGAGUCUUUCAAUGCACUGACAAGGAGAAGACAUCAUUGUCGAGCAUGUGGACAUGUGGUUUGUUGGAAGUGUUCUGAUUACAAAGCUCAACUUGAGUAUGAUGGUGGAAAAUUGAACAAAGUUUGUAAAGACUGUUAUCAAAUAAUAAGUGGAUUCACAGACAGUGAAGAAAAGAAGAGAAAAGGAAUUUUAGAGAUUGAAUCAGCAGAAGUGUCUGGAAACAGCGUAGUGUGCAGCUUUCUUCAGUAUAUGGAAAAGUCAAAACCUUGGCAAAAAGCUUGGUGUGUGAUCCCCAAACAAGACCCUCUUGUGCUGUACAUGUACGGUGCCCCCCAGGAUGUCCGAGCCCAGGCCACCAUUCCACUCCUGGGUUACGUUGUGGACGAUAUGCCAAGGAGUGCAGACCUGCCGCACAGUUUCAAACUGACCCAGUCCAAGUCUGUGCACAGCUUUGCCGCAGACAGUGAGGAACUGAAACAGAAGUGGCUGAAAAUCAUCUUUUUAGCUGUCACAGAGCAGUGGAAAGAGCUCAGUGCUAGAAAGCCUAGUGGGGAGGGACCUGCUUCCCAGAGGCACUGGUAUUGUCACCCGGAGACCUCUCAUUCUGCAGCUAGUCCAUGUUUCACCCGAAGAUAAGCGAAAAACAACAGGAGAAGAAAAUGGUAAAUUUUAGAAUUGGAAUAAGAAUUAUUUAAAAAUUCUUCAUUUUUGCUUGAAUCUUAAAAACACAUUAGACCAGAUUAGACCAGAAAUUAGUGGUUAUAACAAAAGCAGAAUUCCUGUGAAGAGAAGUGGAAUGCAUCAUUUCUCAUGUAAAGGAAAAAAAAAAAAGUAAGUUUUGAGGACCAUAAGUAGACUUGUUUGGAAUAUUACCUUUUUGGUAGUUCAGCUUAUUAGUAAACUGUCGUUAAUGUUUAUGGAGAAUUUAGUGAGAUGCUCAGUAAAUAGAAAUCAGUUAUUUUAAAGAAAAAUUUUUGUGUCUUUUGGAGUGUUUUAAGCUUUUUUCCCCUAGUGUUUAAAAAUGUUUUUACUUUUUUACUUUGAUUUAGAAAUUUAAAUCAUUUAGAUUCUAGUUUAAAAAUUUUAAAUACACUUAAAAUGACUUUGUUUUUUAUUAUAGCAGGGUUAUCUCACCUUCCCUUUUCUGGUGUCACCAUGUACUUGCUAAUUUUGAAUCUUUUGCCCUUCAAGCUAAGAUGAAUAUUAUUUUUAGAAAGAGUUUUGGUUUUUUAUUUUUAUCUUUUUUACUGUCCUUCUCUUGCCAUGCUUACCUACAUAGCACAUACUAUUCUGAUUUUUAAGAUCCACCCACUCCUCCAAUAGCAAAUGUGGAAUAUUAAAAUGAGAAAAACAUGUACUGUCCUUUAUAGCAGUUCUUUGGUUAAAUUGAAAAUAUUUUGAGAAAUGUUGUGUCUGUCAGUGGAUAUUAAAUUGCUUAUUAAGCGCCUGUCCUAUUUAUACUUAUUUAUAUUAGUGAGGUUGGAAUGUUUGACGAAAAUAAUAUAUUUAAUCUUCCUUUUUAGUUCAGUGUUUGGCUCAGACUUUCUUAUUUAUAAGUCUGUAAAAUAACUAAUUACAUUGGUAGCAGAGUACUAUGUUUGUUACUCAUCUGCAGAGAUCUGUUUUCAAUGCAGUUUCAUUCUAGUUAGAUUCUCAUCUAAGAAGGGAUGAUAGUAUUGAUGAAAUUGAAGUUACUUUAAUUAUUUUUUCUAUUAUUAUAGGAGUAUUGGUAGUGAUAGCUUGUUUUUUUUUUUUUAAGGAGUAAAAAAAAAACAAAAACCUAUCAUGAGCAUCUGCAAUGACUAUAGAAAGUUAAUCACUGAAGCAAGUUAAUGAAGUUUAGAUGUUAACAAGUAGUAUUUUUGGAUAGACUGCCAGAGGAUAUGUAGGAACCUAUUAAUUAAGUGUAUCAGGUAGCUUCUUGGUAUAUUAUUCAUCACUUUGUAUUUCUAUAAUAUUUGUUUGGUAUUGAAAUUCUAAGCCUCGAAUUUAAUCAUGUUGAACUAACCUACGAUUCAGCUUCAAAUAUAUAGAAUAAUACUUAAAAUUUCAUUCCUACUAACUUACAUCAUGAAAUAUACCAGAAAACUUAAAAUCAGACUUUAAGAAACUAUAUGGCAUUAAUUAGGUCUCUUUCUUUUAACCCUUUAUUUUCUUCAGUCAUCAUGAAAAGGGCA